Anisakis simplex (herring worm) is the source of this 513-nucleotide messenger RNA. NCBI's taxonomy places the organism in Eukaryota, Metazoa, Nematoda, Chromadorea, Rhabditida, Anisakidae. The record is from the annotation of a GenBank genome assembly.
AUGGAUGAAGCAAAUGCGUCUUCGUUAUCGUUUCGGAUGGAGGUCGAUGAUGAAAGAGAGGAAUCUGAAGCUCAUUCACAGCCACACUCUCAUCCUCAGUCACAGUCUCAUUUGCCAUCUUCCGUUGGUACAGAAGUGAAGAGUUCAUCAAUUGAAGAGAGUGAUAUAUGCGGCUUUGCGUACGAUCCAUCAACGAAACGAUAUUAUCGUAUUCAGUCGGAUGCCAGUGGAUCGGCGAUCGGAUUUCGAAAGAGGGAUUAUGAACGGGUCCGCCGUGAAACCGAUCGACUGUCUCAGUUCCAGAUGACUGCAAAACAGCCACCAGCACCAUCGUCGAGUCAUCAGUUGUUCGACGUCAAUCCACAGAUAAAACCAAUCGUAACAUCUCUUGUUCAAGCUCGAGAACUUGGUUAUAAAUCAACUCAGAUAACGAAUUUUUUUCAUUGCGGUCUCAGCGAAUCAGCACUCUUAUCUGCCAGUAAUACACCGAAUUACACACGAGAAGUGAGUUGA